Messenger RNA from Myxocyprinus asiaticus (Chinese sucker), 980 nucleotides. RefSeq names its product WAP four-disulfide core domain protein 2-like. The transcript is spliced from 4 exons. The coding region runs from base 379 to 882 and encodes 167 amino acids. The record is from RefSeq and is a predicted model, not a curated record. Gene Ontology annotation, biological process: innate immune response; antibacterial humoral response. Gene Ontology annotation, cellular component: extracellular region. Lineage: Eukaryota; Metazoa; Chordata; Actinopteri; Cypriniformes; Catostomidae. Gene Ontology annotation, molecular function: peptidase inhibitor activity.
AUUGAAAGAGCUCAGUUGGUUGAACAAAUAACUUACAGAUCGAUGCCUCCAAGUUUUCUGAUUUGCUAACAGGCGCGGGCCUCUGUCAGAUACUUUCUUGCGGUUUUAAAAAGAUUAGUAUGCCAUUGCAUACUUGGUGAGAGUUGUAACAGAGACACGUAUUUCUUCGAAGGUGACACGAUUAAAUGCACUGAACCGUGUAUUCAAUAUAAGUUCUGGGAUUCCCCCUCAUGUAACUCUUGUACACGUCUUCGUCUUUUUCUGUUUGGUUUAUAUACCUGGCACAAGGACCUGGAGGACUGACAGGCUCUUUAUAUUUCUGUUCUCCGCCCCCUCACCACAUUUCGUACCGAGUUCAGUGUGUGACAGGUCGACAAGAUGAAAGCUCAGUUCUGCUGCUUGGUGAGUGCUGCUGUUUUAUUGUGUCUGUUUGGAUGGUUGAGCACAACAGUAGCUGCUCCAGGACGAAACUCCACAGUGGUCAGUCACUGUCCGCGGAAGCUGACGGUUGUGCCGUCCAGUCGAGGAUGUGUUUCUGAUAAAGAUUGUGCUGGAGAACACAAAUGCUGUGUGUUCAGCUGUGGGGCUGUGUGUGUGCCACCUGCGUUCACAAAGCCAGGAGUGUGUCCACGCAGAACAUUUGGAGCAGGCGUGUGUGCCGAGUACUGCGCCAAUGAUAGCGACUGCCCGAACAAUGAGAAAUGCUGCAGCAAUGGGUGUGGACACGAAUGUACGCCUCCAUAUACGGUGAAACCCGGUCGAUGUGCCCAACCGAAAGGAACACCAAUGUGUGCGGAAUACUGUUACCAUGAUGGCCAGUGCCCUGCCGAACAGAAAUGCUGCCCAACCACUUGUGGUCAUGCAUGCAGUGAGCCAUGCUGACUUAACCACCAUAUAAAGGCAUGAGUGAAAUUGAUCUUUUACCUUUUUUAUCCAUAGAACCUGUUUGUAAGCACCAAAUAAAUCUUGUUGUUUUGGUA